Messenger RNA from Monodelphis domestica (gray short-tailed opossum), 8089 nucleotides. It is a transcript of the gene NLRC5, whose product is annotated as NLR family CARD domain containing 5. Lineage: Eukaryota; Metazoa; Chordata; Mammalia; Didelphimorphia; Didelphidae. Gene Ontology annotation, molecular function: protein binding. The record is from RefSeq and is a predicted model, not a curated record. Gene Ontology annotation, biological process: positive regulation of MHC class I biosynthetic process; positive regulation of transcription by RNA polymerase II; positive regulation of MHC class II biosynthetic process.
GUUUUCAAAUUUGUUUUUUCUUGUGGUAAAAACAGAAUUCUAUUGGUUUAAUGUCCCACCAUAUGUUUGGUCAUUCCAAAAAGGUUGGAUAUGUGCUCAUUCCUCUUAUUUUCUGAUGAGGAAAUAAAGACUUCUCUAGGAAGGGGAGCUCAUUCAUCAUAGUCAUAGAAAUAUCCAUUCCGAGGCAGAAGAUAGGGUAUUCACUGAGCCACCUCGCUGCUUCUAGAUCUCUCCUCUCUCUGUCUGACUUAAUUAUAAACUUCCUGGCCUCUCCCAACUCUCAGGAACAAGGACGGAAAGUGUCUAGUCUUGGUUAUUGUAGGAAGGGAAAAUUUGGAAAGUUUUAAGGCCCAUUGAUUUGACCAACAGUCUUUGUGGGAUGAGAAACAGGGCACAUGUUUCAGAAUGAUGUGGCUGACACUUUCUUCUCACCCUGGGAAGUGAAUUCCCAGAGUGUUCCUCCAUAGUUCUAGGCUUAGAGGACACUGAUCCAACCUUUAAGAUUCUUCAAAAGUGACCUAAUUAACUUGGAGGAUAGCCAAGGUUUAAGAACAUACCAACCUCUCAGUAUUUGAGUAGGUCUCACUGAUGACCCCUGACCAUACCAAAAUAUUGAUUCCUCCUAUCCCAUACUUUCUGCUAAUAAACAAGGGGAUUUCCAGCACUUUUACUUUCAGUUUGGCUGAAAGUAUCCUCAAGCAAGCCAACAGGGCUUGGGCUGAGAAAAAAGGAGGAGGUAUGGGCAGUCAGAAUCAUUGGAGGACACUUGGCAGGCUGGAUGGUUAAAGACCAGGUUCCUUUUAUUCUUAGUUCUAAAUCGCCAUUUGGAGAUCUUGGUGGUGUGCCGUCUGACAGUGAGUACCCACUAUAUCAAGGAUACUCUACAGUGGAGUGAUUCUCAGAAUACUAUGCCUUGGUACACACUCAGGAACCGGACCCCAGACUCUUCUGUCUCUGAGAACUUGAAGCCUGUCACUAUCUCAUCAGGGAUCCUAGAACAUUAAUGAUGAAUCUUCUCAUCCUACGAACUGGUGCUAGAUCCAAAUGGACUCCUUAAGCAUGCAGGAGGAUGGGGAAAGCCUGCAUCACCACCUGGUGGGACUGCUCAGUGAGGAUUUUGAAUGGCUGAUCUCAAAGGCCAAGUUCUAUCUGCCUGGCCUAGACCUGGCUCCAGUGGAAAAGGUUCCAGACCUCAACCAGAAAGUCGACUUGCUCCUCAGGCAUCUGAGAUCCCAUGGCUCUAUAUGGCGAUCCUUCAUCGAUUGUGUCUGCAUGGAACAUACUAUGCCUCUGUAUCUGGAGACCAUGUUCUUGAGUGUCUGGGGUACAAGCAGUGAGGCUCCGAACCAGAACAAUUAUCUCCAAAACAGCGAAGAUACACUCGCCAAGUCCCAGCUCCUUCAUUCAGGCCUCAAGAGACCAUCUACUGAGAAAGGCUCCUCACCUUGUCGAAAAUGGUCCAAGCAACAGCAGCUAGAAUCAGCCAGAAGUUAUGAGAGGCUCCUGAGGGUUUGUCUCCAGCAAAGAUAUGGAAGUGCACAAACAAGAGCUGCCAUGCCCAGGCAAGGACGACCAUUCUCAUUCAGCCAGACCUAUGUGGAGCCAGUUAUACGUCGGGGAAAGGUAGCCUGGCUGAAAGAGAACCCAGAGAAACCACAGGGUGAUGCUCCUGAGGGAGACGAUGGGGCUAACUUGAAGGUGCAAGACUUAUUCAAGAGCCAUUCAGGCACAGGCACCAAGGUAACAGUUAUGCUUGGGAAGCCAGGGGCAGGAAAGAGCAUGUUGAUGCAUCGAAUCUGCCAGAAGUGGGCAGACGGUGAGCUGGACCAGUUCAGUAAAGUCUUCUACUUUGAAUUUCGCCAGCUUAACUUAAUGAAGCAGGAACUGACCUUUCUGCAGCUUCUCUUUGAAUUAUACCUGAGCCCAGAGGAUGAGCCUGGCGCCAUUUUCCAUCAUCUGCAGGAGAAUGCCCAUCAAGUCCUGCUAGUCUUCGAUGGGCUGGAUGAAUUCCUCUUCCCCUGGCCUAAUAAAGGCCCUAAAGUUGACCUAGACCCUACCCAGCCUGUGACAGUCUCCACACUGUUCUCUAGCCUUUGUAAUGGAUCUCUCUUGCCAGGCUGCUGGGUGGUAACCACCUCCCGACCUGGGAAGAUCCCAGCUUUCUUGCUGACUACAGCCACAUCAGUGUUUGAGGUCUGGGGCUUUGACUGGCUGCAGAUCGAGAAGUACGUCAGCAACUUCUUCCAUGGACUGCCCUGCCAGGACAUGGCCCUCACCCAGCUCAGGGACAAUGCCCGACUGCAGAGCCUGUGCUCUGUCCCAGCUCUGUGCUGUAUCAUCUGCAUCUGUCUCUAUCACCUCUUGCUCCAGGGAAAUACUAUGAACUUCCCCACAACAGUCACCCAAUUCUAUAUGCAAAUGCUCCAUACCUUUGUCAGCCGGAAGCAGGGGGCCUGUGGGGACAAAGGCACCUGGCUGAGCAAGAACUCCCAGGCUGUUCUGGGCCUUGGUGAAUUAGCCCUUAUGGGGUUAAAGACCAAGCGAGUAGUAUUCUACCCAAGUGAUAUUCCUGAACAGGUGCUGGCCUUUGCAGCAACCUACAACCUACUGUCCUCCUUCAGGGUAAAGACGGGAAUCAGUCAGCAAGAGACAUGCUAUGCCUUUGUCCACCUCAGCUUACAAGAGUUCUUUGCAGCCCUGUAUCUGAUGGUGAACCCCACCACAGAUGAGACUGAGCUGCGCCGGCACUUUUUCCUCAAGUCCAAAUGGUCCCUGAGGACUGAAGCCAAGACAGAACUCUUGGAUCAAUUCCAUACCUUUUUAUCGGGCUUCUCUUCCCAAACCUGCCAGGCUUUCCUGAGUCAGCUGUCACAACAGGAUGAAGCCUGGGUUGGUACCAAGCAGGCAGCCAUCCGGCAGGUGUUGCAAAGGCUGGCAGCCCGAAGCCUAACUGGUCCCAAAAUGAUAGAACUGUGCCACUGUGUGGUGGAGACCCAGGACCUUGAGCUGGUUAAGCAGGCUAGCAAACACCUUCCUUUCAGUCUGGAUUUCCAUAAUUUCCCUCUGACCCACACCGAUUUGGCUGCACUGACCUCUCUCAUCAACCAUGCUCCUACUUCUGUCCAUCUUGUUUUUUCUGGCUGUUCUUUGGAACCUCGGUGCCUCGAUGCUCUUGCUGACUGUGAGAAGAUUGAGAGUCUCAGUGUUCGAAGCCGUAAGUGCAGAGAUGCCUUUGCCGAAGCCCUUUCCAGGACUUUGCCAACAAUGGGAAAUCUGAAGAAAUUGGAGCUAACUGGAAAUAACAUCUCAGUUUGGGGCAUUGACCACCUGGUACAAGCGUUUACAGAUUGUCUUCAACUGGAAGAGAUUAAUUUGCAGGACAAUCGAUUGAAUGAUCCUGCAUGUCUAAGGGUCAUCAAGUCACUCCACAACAUGCACCGGUUACAGAAAAUUGACUUAAGUCGAAAUUCUGUCUCUGUCCAGACAGUCCUUGCCUUGGUAAAGAAAGCAGUUUCUUAUCCCCAGAUCACCACCUUGGAGAUUAGGCAAGCACAGAUCAUCAUUCACUUCUCUGAAUCCUUAGGAAAGGCUCUGGAAAUGUCACGAUUGCAGAAAGAGAAGAAAAAUGAGCCCCAAGAUAAGAUGGUGACUCAGGACAGAAAGCUAAUAUUCAGGCUUCAGAAAUGUGGCCUUGCUAUCCACCAUGCAAAGGAAAUAGCAGAGAUGCUCAAGCACAGGCCCUUCCUGGAAGAAGUAGAUUUAUCAGGGAAUCGAUUGGAAGAUGAAGGCUGCCAGAAACUAGCCGAGAUCCUGCCUGAUUUGCAAAUCACCAAACAAUUUAACAUCAGUGAUAAUGGGCUGUCUAAGACCAGUGUAUAUUGCUUGCUGACAGCAGCCAAUGCCUGCAAAAAUGUGAUGGAGCUGGAUAUCAGCCUGAAGAACAAAACUGCCAUCCUCAAAUUUGCUGAAGAUCAGGAGAAGGCUCAAACCCAAUCCAGAACUACAGUUUCAGUCACUCAGCCAUCCAAAAACAGCCCCAAGCUGCCAUCUCUGUCUGCCAGAAUGAUCAGACUAAGACACUGUGGUUUCCACUCCAAGGACCUUGAGAAGCUGUGUGGGGAGCUGAGCAAUUGCAGCCAUCUUGACUUAUCCAACAACUGUUUGGGCAGCAAAGGCAUUGAGAAACUGACUCACCUCCUCCCAGGCCUGAGAUCCCUGCAGUUGCUGACUUUGAAUGAGAAUAGAACAUCCUUGGAAGCUGUGUUCUGCUUAGCCUCAACCUUUUCUAACCUGGAGUGGAUCUAUGAGGUAGAUAUCAGCUUGGGGAGACAACAGUCCAUCCAUGUGAAAUGCUUCGGGAGAGCCAGGGAACAAAGUACCACUGGACACUGGACUAAGCAGAAUACUCAACAGGAAUCCCUAGAGAGGAUUGCACAUUUUCCCAAGCGCUUUUGUCUCCGAGAGUGUCAAAUGGAGCCCCCAGACCUAAAAAAGCUGCUCCAGAUUCUGAAGACAUGUCAUGGAUGUCUAGAGAUCAAAUUCUCCCAUGUUAUUAUGAGUGAUGAGAGCAUUGAGGAGUUACUGAACCACCUACCCCAGCUCCAUAGUCUGAACCUAUUACAAUUCAGCCAAACCAAUUUAUCUCAAAAGAGCACCUUCUUGUUGGCCAGUGCUGUUAACCUAUGUAAACAAAUUCAAAAGGUGGAAGUCAGGUCUCAGGAGUUUGCUUGCCUGAACUUUACUCCUGGAAGGAGGAAAGGAGUAUCCUGUGGGUUCACAGGUCACUGCAUCAGCCAAGUGGAUAUGAAGCAACUGUACUGGACUCUAGGACAGUGCAAAGAUCUGAGUCAUCUUGAUCUGUCGAGAAACUUGCUGGGUGAUGAAGGACUCAAAUAUCUUCUGGAGCAUUUACCUCAGAUGAAUCUCUCUGGCUCACUUAACCUAAGCCACAAUGAUAUCUCUUGGGAAGGAGCUAUGCGAUUCAUCACUGCUCUCUCUGCCUGGAGACAGGUCCAUGAAGUCUCAGUAAGCCUAGAUCCGGAGCAGAGGUUUCUGAUACAGUUCACAGAACACCCAGAAGCCAGAAAGACCCUGAGGCUGACCAGAUUCAGCUUCCAGCAGGAGCACAUUGCCAAGCUGGCCACCCUGGUGGGGCAAGUACCGAAACUGACUGACCUCAUAUUGACCGAUAAUACAAUAUCACUAGAAGGAUUGCAACUCCUCUUGAAUUUAGUAAAGAUGCCCUCGGCGAUACUGAGAAUCAGUGUUGAAGAGCCAUGGGUGGCUAAAACCAGUGUUACGUCAUUGCUGGAAGCAGGCAUCCAUACUUCAGGCAAUAUCACCAAGAUAAGCAUCUCCAGGCAAGAACUCCUUCUCCAAAUUGAGGAAGUGUUUUCCGGGGAGACAGAAAAUUCUGGAGCUACAACUUUCAGAUUCACCCAAGAUGACUUAGGAGCCAGCCAAACAUUUGUUAUCAGAUGGGUGGUUGAGAAGUACAUCAGACUACAAGAGCUUAGCUGGUCCCAGGUUCACCUAUGUGAUACCAGCACCCAGCUGCUCAAGACUCUGCUUCUAUCUCUCCUUGAAUUGAAGAAAUUCAGACUGACAGACAGCAGUAUGAGCCCUGUCGGGAUGUGUCAGGUGGCAUCUGGACUGAGUCACUGCCAUACUGUAGAAGAACUCGAUCUAUCCAAUAAUGAGUUCAGUGUGGAAGGUACCAGGGUGCUAAUGGGAGCUCUGGAAGGAAAGUGCCAACUUAAGAAUCUGAACCUCAGAUCCCUGCAACUGGACGAGAUGGCCUUGGAUGUACUCUCCCAGAGACUUCAGAGAAUGCCCCUCCUGCAAAGACUUGAUUUGAGCAACAGUGGCCUCAGCAGCAUCAGUUGCUCCUGCCUAUCAGAUUCCCUCAGGAAUGCCACCAACCUAGAAGAUCUGCACUUGAGCCACAACAAGAUAGAAGAUGCUGGGGUGCAGUGCUUGGCAGCUAUCCUGCCCAGGUUGCCACAACUCAGAAAGAUUGACCUCUCAUGGAAUGGCAUCAGCCCAGAAGGAGGCAGGAGGCUAGCCGAGGCACUGGCACUGUGUCACAGAGUGGAGGAGUUACAUUUAGGGGCCAAUGCAAUGGGGGACCUGAUGGCCAUGGAGUUGGCCCAGAAUCUUCCAAGGCACCUGAAGGUUUUGUACCUUUGUUUCAACCAGAUUGGCCCUGAGGGGACCCUGAGCCUGGGCCAGGCCCUUGCCAAAUGCCACUGCAUAGAAGAGAUCAGCUUGGCAGGGAACAUCUUUGCCGAAGGAUUUCUGCCCCUCUCAAAGGGGCUCCUGAAGCUCAGAAAAAUUAACCUCACAUCCUGCAAGAUUAAUGACCUGAUGGCCAAAUCUCUUGCCAGUAGCUUGGUUCUCUGUCAUGACCUUGAAGAGAUCUUGUUGGCCUGGAAUUCUCUUGGGAAUGAAGGAGCCACUGAGCUAGCCCAUGUUCUGCCUCAGAUGAACCAGUUGAAGAAAUUGGAUUUGGAGGGCAAUCAGAUUGGUUCCCUGGGAGCACAGCUGCUGGCAAAAGGGCUAGCUGAAGGUCCUGGAAUUCAAGUCAUAAGCAUGUGGAAGAACCCAGUUCCUGAGGAUAUAGCCCAGUUUCUCCAAGGACAGGAUCCUAGACUGAACUUCUCCUAACCAACCCCAGUGGAGGCCCAGAACUCUUCUCUCGAGCUCACCAGAUCCAUGCAAGGUCGAUGUAUGCCCCUUUUGCAGAGUGGGGAGCCAACUAGAUUUAGUGCUACCCUCAUCCACCCACCUGGUUACUCAGGGCAUCCUCACCUUGUCCUGGAGUCUCCAUGAUGUGGGGUCAUCAAGAUGCAAUCUGCCAGACAGAUCCCUCUUCUCCUGCAUAGACUCUCAAGAAAGGUAUUUACUUUGGACUGACUAGACAGGACAACCCCAUUGUUGGUCAGUGUGAAAUUUGGCAAGUUCUUCCUUCUCUCUAACCUCAGUGUGCUCAUUUGUAAAAAAAUUUGAACUAGAUGACCUGUAAAGGCCCCAUACAGCUCAAACAGAGUCUAAUAUGAUGCAAUGGAUGGUGGAAAAACCAACUUCUUGCUAACAUAAGUUUGAUGGAGGAUGUAUGUAUGUGUGUGUGUGCGCCCAUGCAUGUGUAUGUGUAGUGGCUUUUUUAAAUUAAGCAUAUGUAUUUAUAUAUAUAUAUAUGAAAUAUGUACAUAUUUCAUUCUUAGGAUGACUGAAAUGGAGAAACAUUCCCUCAUCCCUCACAGGUUCUAGCCAGCCUCCCUACUAAACCUUUCAGUUGGGUUGAAGAGAAAGUAGGGCAGCACUGAUCCAAGCACUUGGUAAACAUAAAAUAAUGAGCUUGAACUGUAGAGUCUGAAGUCCUGGGUUCUAGUCCCAGAUCUCUCACCAACUUACACAUAUGACUUCAGCCAAGUCAUUUCCCCCAAGGCUCUGCUCUAGAUGUCUUUGACCUUCUGUUGUAAGGGUUGAAAUGAUCUCUAAUGGCCCUUCUAACUCUGAGAUUCUAUUAUUCAACCCUGUAUAAAGUUACCAGCCUCAGUUUCCUCCCAGGGUUCCCUAAACUUCCCUUUCCCCUUUCAUUCAGAUGCUGAGCAUCUACUGAAUAUUUUGUACUUAUUCCUGUUAUCUCCCACUGAUACAGUAAGCUUCUAGAAGACUGUUGUUGUUUUUUUCUUUCUUUGAAUAGAAAGGGCAGGGAUACAAUGAAAGCCCUCUGGGCAUUGUGGACUUCCUCUGAACUAGAAAGAAAGGGACUUGAGUUCAAGUUCCACUUCUUUAAUUUAUUUUGUGACUUGGAAGUGUAUCUUAUCCUUUCUGAACUUUGACUUCCUCAUUUGUAAAAUGAUUUGGUUAUUAUCCUACUUGAACAAACUUGUUACAAUGAAAAAGGCACUAAUUCUGGAGUCAGAGGCCAACUGUUACUCUUGGUGCCUCAACUUCCUCAUCUAUAAAUGAGGAGUUUGAGCAAGAUAGCUUCAAAGUUUUCUCCAGUUCUAGGUCUAUGAACUAUGUAUCUACCUCAAAGGGUUGUGAAAAAAAAUGUAUUAAUAAACAUUAAUAAACAUUAGAA